GUGGGGUGGGCUGCGGGGCUCGGCAGGGGGGAGGAGGCUGCGGGCGGCCCGGGGCAGGUUCCACGGGGAGGAGGCGAGAGAGGGAGGGCGCUGGGAGGCUGGGACACGGGCAGGGUGCGGUCCUGGCGGUUCCCGGUCCCGGAUCUCUUCAAUUUCCCCUCUCACUCCUGCCCGGGGAGCCGAGGCAGCGGCGGCUCCGGCUCCGGCUCCAGCCUUGCCGCGCUGACCGCCGAGGCGCAAACCGCGGAGGGCUCCGGCAGCGCCGAGCCCCGCGCCCCGCGCCCCGCAAGCGGCCGCUCGCCUGCCAAAACAAACGGCCCUUCGCUAUUUAUUGCCGCCGCCGGGCCACGGCAGCUCAGAGCGGGCCGACGCCAGCUCGCCGCACCGGGCAGCCGGAGCGCACCCGCGCCGGGCAGCCGCCCCGCCGCGCCCCGCCGCCGCCGCCGGCACCGGCACCUGCCCGCCGGCUGCGCGCCGCAUGGGGAGCCCCGGGCCGGGCGGCGGGAGCGGCGGCCGAGCCUAGCGGGGACCCCGGAGCCACCGGUGCCCCGGGCCGCCCCGGGGCCGCCGGGCGCGCCAUGAAGCCGGCGCGGCUGCUGCUGCUGCUGAGCGGGUGCGCGCUGCUGCUGGCGCCGGCCGUGCGCGGCUGCGGGCCGGGCAGGGUGGUGGGCAGCCGCCGCCGCCCGCCCCGCAAGCUCAUCCCGCUCGCCUACAAGCAGUUCAGCCCCAACGUCCCCGAGAAGACGCUGGGGGCUAGCGGCCGCUACGAGGGCAAGAUCGCGCGUAACUCGGAGCGCUUCAAGGAGCUGACGCCCAACUACAACCCCGACAUCAUCUUCAAGGACGAGGAGAACACUGGCGCCGACCGGCUCAUGACCCAGCGCUGCAAGGACCGUCUGAACUCGCUGGCCAUCUCUGUCAUGAAUCAGUGGCCGGGGGUGAAGCUGAGAGUGACGGAGGGCUGGGAUGAGGACGGGCACCACUCGGAAGAGUCGCUGCAUUAUGAGGGCCGAGCUGUGGACAUCACAACCUCAGACAGGGACCGCAACAAGUAUGGCAUGCUGGCUCGCCUGGCUGUGGAGGCUGGCUUCGACUGGGUCUACUACGAGUCUAAGGCACACAUCCACUGCUCCGUCAAGUCAGAGCACUCGGCCGCUGCGAAGACGGGGGGCUGCUUUCCCGGGCGGGCACUGGCAACGCUGGAGGACGGUGCCCAGACGCCACUGUGGGCACUGCGCCCUGGCCAGCGAGUGCUGGCAAUGGACGGGGCAGGCAGGCCCACCUACAGUGACUUCUUGGCUUUCCUGGACAAGGAGCCCCGUGCCCUCACCGCCUUCCACGUCAUCGAGACCCAGGAGCCGCCCCGGCGCCUGGUGCUGACGCCCACCCACCUGCUCUUUGUGGCAGAGAACGCGUCGGCGCCCACCGCCCACUUCCGUCCCGUCUUUGCCAGCCUUGUGCGCCCGGGACACUUCGUGCUGGUGGCAGCUGGGGGGGGCAGCUUGCAGCCAGCUGAAGUGGUGCGGGUGUGGCACCGGAGAGACGUGGGCGCCUACGCCCCGCUGACACGCCAUGGGACACUGGUGGUGGACGGCGUGGUGGCCUCGUGCUUUGCUCUGGUGCAGGAGCAACAGCUGGCACAGCUGGCCUUCUGGCCACUCCGGCUCUACCACAGCCUGGUGGGGUGGCCAGGGGUGCAGGGGGAUGGUGUGCACUGGUACUCAGGGCUGCUCUACCGCCUGGGCAGGCUGCUCCUGCCCCCUGACAGCUUCCACCCACUGGGGAUAUCCCAGGCGGAGAGCUGAGGGUGCACCACAGCCCCAGCCAGCACAGCUGGUGGAGGUGGUGGCUGCAGGGUGACUCGCUGGGGGCCAGCACCCCCUCCCAAAGCUGGGUGCCCAUGGGGAGCUGCCUCCAGCCCUGCCUGCUUGGGGUACGGCCAGCUCCUGGUUGGGGGGCACCGAAGCUCCAUGGUGUGCCUCCUCCAUGUUCACCACCCCCUCCUCGCCCACCGUUCCUGGGGACAGGAGGGAGGCAUGAAGGGUUUUCCCCCGGGACAGGGGCUGCCCCCUGCUGGAUCCACAUGCUGCUAUGUGUGUGUGUGUGUGUGUAACGUGUAACGUGUGUGUGCGCGUGUGCCUAAUUAGCUGAUGGAGGUCUGAUAGACGAGUGGGAGCAGGAGGAGGAGAGAGCCCUGACUGCUCCAGUGAGGUUCCCAGCCUGUCUGCACCCAGUGGGGAAGUUUUGGGAGAGCGGCCCAGGGCCCUUUGCUAGGCAGCCUGGGUGGGAAGGCAGGCGAUGCUGUUUCCACCCCUGGGACAUGGCAGCUGGAAGGAGGGUGACCCAGGUACUGGGACUGUGCCUUGUCCUUAGCCCAUGUGCAGGGGCACCCUAAACAAGCAGGGGUGGGGGGGUCUGGCACAGCUCUGGCACGAGACCUCCGACUUCGUGACACAAGUUCCACUGGAGUGAUAGACUGGGGAAUGGAUGCCGAGCUCUGCCCAAAGCCAGCACCAGAGCCACCCAGCUGGGCAUGCUGUGGGGCUGCUGUGACAGCGUGGGGCACUCUGGCUGGCAAGAGGGGCUGUGGAGGCAGACACAUGAGCAGAAGGGUGCAAAUGCCAGCCAGGCAUAGACACACUGGUAAGAGCAGGGGUGAGGAGAAUCAGGGCUGCAACCCCAGCCUGCUGGAGCCUGGAUAAAGAGGCAGAGGAGAAAACCUUCCCAGCAUCUGGCCUUGAACUGGCUCUCAGCCCAAAAGCCUUUCCCCACCCCAAAGCUAAAAAAACUCCUCAAGCUUCAGACCCUGGCUGGCCUGACCUCCCCAAGCCCCCAGUACCCCAAACCCUCAGGGUAAUUCGUUGCUGCUCACCCACUCCUGGGACCUGGGGAGAGUCCCAUCAGAGCUGCAGCCACAGUUCCCCCACUCCAAAUCCUAGCUAGAGCCUCAGCCUCCCCUAGCUCCACAUCAGUGGAGGGGAGGGGGCUGAGGGAGGCAGUGACCCAUGUUCCCCCUGUAGCAUCACGCGUCUUUAUUUAUUUAUCUGCUCUUUGUAUGUACCAUAGAUGGGAGGCAGUGUGGGCGCGUGCAGGGUGAGA
Molecule: messenger RNA, 3099 nt
Organism: Motacilla alba alba
Lineage: Eukaryota; Metazoa; Chordata; Aves; Passeriformes; Motacillidae
Gene: IHH
Product: Indian hedgehog signaling molecule
Exons: 3
Coding region: 579-1805 (408 amino acids)
Biological process (GO): smoothened signaling pathway; multicellular organism development; cell-cell signaling
Molecular function (GO): calcium ion binding; patched binding
Source: RefSeq, a predicted model, not a curated record